GUGCCGCGGGGCCCGGCCGGCGCCCGCGUUCCUCUACUCUUUCUUGGCAAUGGAGACCGGGUUUCUCCUCGGCCUGAACUUAGGAGAGAGCUGGAGGCGGAGUUUGGGUCGAGGUCUCAGCUCUGCUGAUGCCUCUCACUUCUUAGCUCCAGGUGCGGUUUGUGGAGGAGUUUCUGGACUCAUCCAGAGGCGUGGCUGAGUGUCAACUUAAGGAAGUCACAGGACACCUGAAAAAAAAAUGCCGAAAGGUGAAACAUGAGUCUCUUUAAGGUAGAAGGUUGUUGGCUCUAACUUUGAGAAGAACCAAAGAUGAUACUUGGAAAGCAGAUGACCUCAGAAGACACCUUAAGGCUGCACAAUCAGGUAGUCCCAAGGAAGAGAAGAAACUCAGAGAAAAGAAGAUGCACAAGGACUCAGAGUUGGGCACUCCUGAAUACAGAGAGCACAAGAGCAGGGACACAGACCGAGAGGCCCGGCACAAGGAGAAGACAGUGGAGAGAGACCUGUACAGCUCCACAGAACAUCCCCGUGGGGAACGAGACCGGGAGAGGCACAAGGAAAGGAGGAAAGAUGGGAAAGACCGUGAGAAAGACAAGCCGAAAGAGAAACAUCGAGACCAAGAAGCAGAGAAGUCUCAUAGUCGCGGCAAGGACAGAGAGAGAGAGAAAGACAGAAGGGUCAGGAAAGAAGAGCUCAGGCAGUCCAUGGCCUAUCAUGACCUCCUGGGUCGAGAUGUGCGUGGCCGGCAGAUGCUGGAGAAAGUGGAAAAGAAAGUUCAUACAGCAAGUAAAUUACGAAUGGAGGAAAGAGAAAGGAGAGACGAAGACUCUGAAAGAGUGGAUGAAGAUAGAGAAAGAAGAUACCGAGAACGGAAGCUGCAGUAUGGCGACAGUAAGGAGAAUCCCCUGAAUUACUGGCUGUAUAAGGAGGACGGUGAAAAGAAGCACAGGAAGGUGAAAGAUGCGGAUCGGGAGAGGAAGCACCGAGAGAAAAGCAGCACAAGGGAGAAAAAAGACAGACACUCAAAGGAGAAGGGGAGCUCUCUCUCUGACAGGGAAAUAGAAGACAGACACAGAGAGAAGCGGCACAAGGACGGAAUGCAUUAUGAUGAGGAGAGGCGCCGAAGUCACGCGGAUAAAAAAGAGAGAUCUCUGAAAGAAGAGCACAGGAAAAGGGAGUCAAAGGAACCUGAAAAGGAAGACAAUGACUUAGAGGCUACUGGGGCUGAUGAAUAUCUGCCCAACCUAGAAGAUGAUUUUGUGGAUUAUGAAGACGACUUUGAGGUUUGUGAUGGAGACGACGACAGCAACAAUGAGCACGAAGCUAAAGAGAAAGCCGACGAGCUUCCUCUGGCCCAGAAAAGGGAAAUACAGGAGAUUCAAAAGGCGAUCAGUGCAGAGAACGAAAGGGUUGGCGAGUUAUCUUUGAAAAUGUUUCAGAAGCAAGGUCGGGCAGAGAACACGAAGGAGCCCUGGGCAGAUGCAAAUGAUUCCACUUCUAGAACCCCUGUUUGUGGAAUUUUUGUGGAUUUUGCAACAGCUUCACAUCGUCAGAAGAGCAGGAGUCAGGCCCUCAAGCAAAAGACACGAAGUACAAAACUGCUCCGGCUUAUUGACUUAGACUUUUCCUUCACCUUUUCUCUCUUGGACCUACCACCAGUAAAUGAAUAUGACAUGUACAUUAGGAACUUUGGGAAAAAAAAUACCAAGCAGGCAUAUGUUCAGUAUAAUGAAGAUAAUGUUGAGAGAGACGUUCAGACUGAAGAUAUAGAAACCAGGGAAGUAUGGACCCAACACCCAGGAGAAGGCACUGUUGUAUCUGGAGGUAGCGAAGAAAAGGACUUCUCUGAUGUCACAGUCGUACCGAAGAUUGACACCCCGAGGUUGUCUAACUUUCUCCGGGCAGCAUGCCAGGUACUUUCUGUGUUGUGUGUCCUCUUCUAGGUAUUAGUGCUCAGGGUUCAUUGUAUUGUCCGUGUGGCCUAAAAUUAGUUCUUUUUUCUCAAGUAUUAUUUGCUUUCAGAUGACCAGUAAUACAUUCAUUAAAUGCUUUUAUGCACAGUGACACUAGGUAAAUAUAGAUCAUUGAAAAUUCUGUGGUUUUGGGUUCUCUAAUUUCCUACAGCUGAAGAUAAUAAUAAACUCUUAAGCCAAGUGUGUUGAGCUGGUGAAGCGAGUGUAGACCUGUACAGUGUUUAUAAGUAAUACACGACUGGCUGUGGAAAAUGUCAAAGGACACAACUGUGAGGCUCCAAGGACCACAGCAGACCUCGCCUCACCUGACUUCGUAUUCACUCUCUCUUCAUAAUUUACCUGGCUAUUGUGGAACUCACCCUAAUCAUCAUAACUUUCACUCUAUAUUUCAGUAUAAAUUUUUAAAAGAAAAAUAUCUUUUGUUGAUGUAAAAAAAAGUGUCUCAAAAGCCAAAUAUGAGUGACUUUGGCCUGGGCACAUGAAUUUAGGUUGCCCUAAAUACCAUGUUUCUACAUGGUAAACAUUUCCACUAAGUUUUUAGUUACAGAUCAAGAGAGAAUCUUAAAUCAAAGCACUUUUCAGAUACGUUGUGAGAACAGUAGGUAGGAGGGCUACAGCAAUGUGAGAAAGUCUGUCCCGGAGGCCACGGACACUGCCUGAUAACACUCUUAGUCAUAAGGACAAGCAGAAAGGCUUUCAGGAGGCCAGAAGACAGCCUAAGAUGAUUUGUUUGUGGACUUGUAAUAUUACAACUCUCCACAAUCACAAAGUUCUUUAACAUAGGUGUGACCUAGUAACAUUGGUAAUUUCUAAUAAAGAUGUGAAGUUGAUUUGUAAUCUCUGUGUUGUCUCAAACUUUUCAUAUAAACUUAGAAUUUAAAUAUGGACAGACAUAAACAGCCUAAUAAUGUUAAACCUUGACAGACUGAUGUGGAUCAGGCCUGUUUAUCAGACUGUUAUGACUAUCUGCCAGUUACUUUGUUUGCCCCAGUGUCACAGAUAUACAGGAGUGUGUGAUUUAGAAAUAGGAUUAGGCUUGGCAUAUUUGUUAUUAUCAUU
Molecule: messenger RNA, 3032 nt
Organism: Rattus rattus (black rat)
Lineage: Eukaryota; Metazoa; Chordata; Mammalia; Rodentia; Muridae
Product: WD repeat-containing protein 60-like
Exons: 11
Coding region: 402-1943 (513 amino acids)
Biological process (GO): intraciliary transport
Cellular component (GO): cytoplasmic dynein complex
Molecular function (GO): dynein light chain binding; dynein heavy chain binding
Source: RefSeq, a predicted model, not a curated record